AUGUUCAAAGGCAUUUUUGCAGCAACUCCGUGUCGAUUUGCUCACACUGAUGUUACGUUCCCGAAGUACGAUGAAAGCGAACGUUCUAGCGCAGCAGUGGAUCCAACAAAGCCAGCAAGGGAAACUGAAGACUAUCGCCGUGCAACCUCUCAAGGAAUUAUGUUUGGAGUAAGUGGCGCAGCAUAUCUCUAUAUGGCAACGAAGCUUGUGCAGACACUUGUCAUAUUCAAAAGUAUGCCAGCAGAUCAACUUGCUAUGGCCAAUACGGAGAUCGAUCUGAACGAAAUCCCCGAAGGCCAGACACUUGUCAUAUUCAAAAGUAUGCCAGCGGAUCAACUUGCUAUGGCCAAUACGGAGAUCGAUCUGAACGAAAUUCCCGAAGGCCAGUGCAAGACGUACACAUGGCGUGGCAAGCCAUUGUUUGUGGCGCAUCGCACGCAAGAAGAUAUCGAAAAAGCGAAAGAUGUGAAGUUGAGCGAUCUGCGUGAUCCGGAAACAGACGAGCAGCGCGUGAAAAAGGAGGAAUGGCUUAUAACAAUUGGUGUUUGCCCGCAUCUUGGAUGUGUCCCGCUUGCUGGCAAAGGUGAAUUUGGAGGCUAUUACUGCCCCUGUCAUGGAUCAACAUUUGAUACGUCUGGGCGUAUACGCUUCGGACCUGCGCCUAACAAUCUCGAAGUACCACCGUAUGUAAUCACCGAAGCUAAUAGACUCAUCGUUGGUGACUAA
Gongylonema pulchrum is the source of this 726-nucleotide messenger RNA. The record is from the annotation of a GenBank genome assembly. NCBI's taxonomy places the organism in Eukaryota, Metazoa, Nematoda, Chromadorea, Rhabditida, Gongylonematidae.